Molecule: messenger RNA, 6855 nt
Organism: Zootermopsis nevadensis
Lineage: Eukaryota; Metazoa; Arthropoda; Insecta; Blattodea; Termopsidae
Gene: nab
Product: NGFI-A-binding protein homolog
Biological process (GO): negative regulation of DNA-templated transcription
Cellular component (GO): nucleus
Molecular function (GO): transcription factor binding; transcription coregulator activity
Source: RefSeq, a predicted model, not a curated record
ACCUAGCUACGCUACGAAGUCCCGCCGGGGGGGGAAGGGGGCCUUUUUAUUUUCCCGUUUUUUUUAUUUUUCCCUCUUUCUGUUUUUUAUCGUUCCCUUCCCUCGACCCUGUGUGUGUGUGUGUGUGUGUGUCAGUGUUGUUUCUGCCGCCAGUGGAGGCGCUCGUACGCGACGGUUUAUUUCUGGCAUCCGUUCCACUGCAGCAGUGGGUUGUGAGAUGUGUCUAAAAGACCCGGAAGGGCGACUCCACGCCUCGCCAACCAGGUGAUAAACAAGUGUGUGUGUGUGUGUGUGGUGAUGGACCCUCACCACAUGAACCAUCAUACCCCAACGGAGGUGACACCCGGAGGUGGUACAUCUUCAAACGGCAGUCAGACAAGUCAGGGAUCGAACUCGGCUACCCCUUCAGUGAUACCAGGACUCUCAUCGUCUUCCUCGGUCCCCCCGCCUUCUGUUGUCGUCGGGGCGACACAACCGCCCCUUACGUCACCAGCCCCUGCCACCAAGAUCGUCAGCAGAAACGUGAAUGGAACAUUGGUGGUGACUUCGGCGCCGGGGAACGAAGCCGAGCUGCAGCUGUACCGCGUGAUGCAGCGCGCCAGUCUGCUGGCCUACUACGAUACUCUGCUUGAGAUGGGUGGUGACGAUGUUCAGCAGCUAUGUGACGCGGGCGAGGAAGAAUUCCUGGAGAUCAUGGCGCUGGUCGGGAUGGCUUCCAAGCCACUCCACGUACGUCGCCUGCAGAAGGCUUUGCAGGAGUGGGUGAGCAACCCCGCUCUGUUCCAAACGCCACUACUGUCCACGCUGCCCGGAAGUGGGACCAUUGGAUUUCCGUCCAGUGUUCGCCCCAUCAAUUUGUCUCCGCAGCCCCUCCCAAUUGUGGCCCCCAUGGGGCCCAGUCCUCCAAGCAACAACAACCACGGUAGCCCCUGUGGGAGUAACAAAGAAGGACCUACCUCGCUCUGUGUCGCGUCCCCAGGCCAAGGACAGAGCGCUCUGUUGGUGGCGAGCGGAGACUACAGCGCGUCGGGGCCCACACCGAGCCCCGGAAGGGGCCCCAGCACCAGUACGAGUCCCGGGCCCUGUUGUCCCGGGUCCCCCCUUCAGCUGACCCCUGUUCUUGUGGAGACGCAGAUAGCGAGGCUCGCGGAGGCCGCGGACCACUUGGUGCGCAGUCUGCCGCAAUUUGAACCAAAACCUCACAACACCAAGAAGAAAAUCUGCAAGGACCUGGAGAUGGUGAUGAGCAUGUCCGAGGACGACCCUCGACGGAUGGACGAGAUACGCAAGUACGCUGCCAUUUACGGACGAUUUGACUGCAAGAGGAAACCGGAGAAACCUCUCACCUUGCACGAAGUGUCCGUAAACGAGGCAGCAGCUCAGAUUUGUAGGUUCAUGCCAGCUCUUCUUACGCGACGCGACGAGUUGUUUCCACUCGCCCGCCAGGUGGUGCGCGACUCGGGAUAUCACUACUCAAAGGGUCACUCCAACCUGUCGACAUGUUUCAGGACGCAUUCUGGGACAGGGCGCAGCAGCUGUAACAAUGGCGAAGACGGCGGCUGUAAGAGGCCGCGGCUGGAGGGAGUACCACCCUCCUUGUCACCUUCCUCCUGCGACUUUCUUGACGUGGAUCCUCAGCAGCGUCUUCGGAGACAGGAGCGGCUAGAGCAAAUCGCGGAUGAACUGAGGUCGCUGGGAGAGCGAAUGGAAGAACUGGUGUCGGCAGCUCAACAGGUGAGAGACCUGAAUGACUACCCAGCGCUGCACACGCUGCAGCAGCAGUUGGAACUACUGCAAGGCAAGCAGACGCAGCUACUCGUGGAACAAAGUGACCUCAUGAAGCAGCAGCCCCACUCUUCGGCCAGGUAUUACAGGAGAGGACGAGUGUCAUCUUGCUUUGACUCGGAGCGGCCCGACACGGAUGACACGGACUCCCAGUUUUCCUUUAGCAAUACCAGCUCUCCGUCACAGGAAGUGGGGGAUUCACGGGACUCGACAGCAACACGUGAUGGUGUUUCUGAAGGGAAUGGUACAUUAGAUAUUAAGGGCCGUAGUCCCUGCAAGAUCUCAAAACAGGAGGAGAACACUAAUUGUGCAGCUGAAGACGACAAGACGAACUUGCCGAUGUAGAUGGUAACCGAAGGCGGCAACCUGUGUUGCAGACAAGAGUCGUGCCAGACGUUCUUACUGUUAUAUUUCCUUUUUCUUUCCUGUUUUCAUGGCUUUGUCAGUUUCAGGUAGAUGGAGGUAUGCUUGCUGUCUGUCUUUUACCAUCCGCAGUAACAUGGUCAACCGAUAUGACAGGAUCUCAUAUCUGAGAUUCUGUACAGAAAUUUCUUUCCUAAACAUUGCAUAUUCGAGCCCCUGUAAGAUACAUGUGUGUGUCCUGUACUGUUAAACUUGUUGCAGAAUUAAUACCUUAUUUGUAUUUACUAGAAUCAGUACAAUCCUAAAAUUGCAUAACUUAAUGUAACAUAACCUAACCUAACAUAACUUAACCUAACCUAACAUAACUUAACCUAACCUAACAUAACAUAACCUAACAAUUGACCAAAUUCGGAACUGCUAUAGAAAUACUAAGUCUGGACAUGUACUUCGGUAAUACAAGUACAAGCAUCUGUUUGUUGAAUACUGUAACUGCUUUACAACACUGUAUAAGAAAAAGAGACAUGAUCCUCUGGUCACAACAUUAUAAAAAUUGUUCAUUUUGAAAUAUUUUACAAUGCGCUGAUUUGAUCUGUAGGUAAAUGUCAAAUGAGAAAUACAUUGGGUAUGGAGCUGAAAAAUUAUACACGAAACAUAAAAUGUUUGUAAAACCUUCAGAAACAAAGUUCUGCUUUCUUAGUGUCUACUAGUUUUAAAAAAACUUAACAUCUUCCCAUAGUUUUUCUGUGUCUGUCUUGGGGUACAGAAAUUCAUACCCUCGUAGUCCAUUGCAAAAUAUUAAACACUUUGUACAGAUUUUAUCAGUUUCAAUACUAAAUUGAAAAUGUGUAUGGGAGAUUUACCAAAUUUCAGUGGUUCACAAUUAAUUAUGUUUCAUCAUUUGCGCAAAAGCCAGGAAAUUGGCCAAUCGUGCAGUAUCCUGCUAUGAGUACCUAUCAUCAGAUUAUCAUGUGGGGGAUAUAUGUGUCAAAAUAUGAUAAUUAAUAUUAUAAACACUAGUUUUAAAUUUUAUGAUGAAACAGUUUUAAUUUAUUGUCCAGAGCAAUACAUAAACACAUAGUUCAUCAUUUCAUCGUAAUAGAACUGGGUUACAGUUACUUUCUUCUUUGUAUGGAAUUAUCAGUGUUAACAAAGCCUCACACUUUCAUUGUGGAAUAUGAUUAAAUCAGAAAAAUUCAAUAUAAAGUACAAAACAGAGUAUCUUAAUUAAUCAUCGUGAAAAAAUUUAAAUUCUGAUCGUGGUGAAUGCUUGGUAGAUUUAUGGAUGAAGCCAGAGAUUUUAUCCAUGUUAUCCUUUGAAGCUUAAAAGAAAUGUAACAUGCUGGUAAUUGAAUAUUCUCUGGUGUUACAGUCUUAUGAUAACCUAACCUAACUUUAUCUAAUGUACCACACAGAGAUGGUACCCUUUUCUCUCUACAUGAAGUAUCUGAAGAUGGAGACAAAGUCACCCUUCUGAAUGAUAUUUAUCCUUCGCCAAAAGGUGGAUAAUAUCAUGUUGAUCUAGUUUCGUCUUCACUUAAUAUUCAACUUCCUUUCAUUUAUUCAAUAUUGUUUCAUUGUGAUGAUGUUCUGCUGUGUGUUGAAGUUUCAGGUGUGUGCAGUGAUGUCAUGUGUAUUUGCAGCAGCACCAUGAGGCAUGGACCACGGAGCCAGGUGGGCCUGCCGGUGGUUCCGAGACAGCAGGGCGCUGCCGGAAGGGAGUCGCUGAUUGGGGUGGGGGGUCACCCAGCAAACAGUUGGCUUCUGACUAUAGUAACUGAUCAUUCUCAAGUAGCUGCGUGUAUAUGCAGAGCUGUCGCGAGGGUUUUGACUCGACUCGUGCCGCGCGGCGUUGUCGGAAAAAUGGUGCCUACAGUGUCGUUUGACAGCGUUUCGCAAGUACAGCUUCAUUCAUCUUAAAUACUUCUUGCAUCUCGUGUCCUUCAAAUUGGAUUGGAGGAUAAUUAUGAAUGAUGGGUGCAUUAGAAAUUGGCCAUGGUCUAUUUUAAAAUAUCACAUGCCCACGUUUCUGUUGUAAUAUUGUGUUUAUUUGUCUGCGUAACUAAUGCUCAUAGUCGAGGACCAGCUGCGUAAUAAAUGUCCCAAAGCAGUGUUACAGCAUUUCUGAUUUGAUGAUAUAGCAGUCUGAUGAGUAAGUACAGUAGUUCCCUUGCAUGUUACUACCGUCGGCCCGUUGGCAACACAGCGCUAUGUAGUGUCAUAGCUUACUUUUCACUUGUCUGUCUGUCUUACUGUUUCCUUUCCAGACGGAACUAUAGAAUUGUAGAAACUUUCACAAGCCUUGUCAGAACAAAAUAAUUUCCUUUAAGUCGAUUAACCGAUACAUUUACUGCACAGCUGUUCAGCUUUUCCAAAAAUUAAAUUCUGAAUCUCCUUCAGUCCAGGGGUAGAGCAUUCGUGUUAGCAGUGUUAGCCUGGCUAACACUGAAAAAUUAAAACUAAAAAGUCUUACUUUCAUGGUUCAAUGAUACUCCAUGUCCUGGAACACAGCAGAAUUGACCAGAUAAAAUUCGUUAUUAAUCGCCUCCAUCUAGCCCAUGUCAGCCACGUCAUUAAGGCUUACAUUUCCCAUCUGUGCAGGCACAAUUAGAAGAAAAAUGGUACAGAAUAGGCCUGAGGGGAGGAGGGACUGCAUGACCUUCCAAGCUAGAAUCAGGUAUUUCUUGUGAAUAAUUUUCAGAAAAGGUCUUUACCCACAAAAAUUCUAUAUUUAGUUUUUAUUAAUUUGUCCAGCCCACUGGGCCGAAGGGAAGUGUACGUUGUUAACUUUGGCUGCAGACGGUUACCACACACCGUUUCAUGCUGAAUCAGCACAGGAGUACAUACUGGUUGCUGGUGUGCAUGCUAAUUGGUGGAGGACUCUGACUCUUACAGGUUGUGCUUCGUGGAAUGGGGUCGUACUUUGCACCUGACCACGGUUGUUCUUCUCGUUUCUUCUAGACUGUAAGCAGAUUAGAAUUCUACUUUCAAAAUGAAAAAUUCUGAAGUGUUUUUGUUGAAUUCUCAUGUAAUUUAUUUUCAAAAGUAUUUUCCUUUUCAGACAUAGAAGUAUGUUUACAGGAUUGCCAACUGAUACCCAACAAGCUUAUCCCUAAAGUCAGUCUUGAUUGUCAUAAAUAGAAAUUUACGUUUCGCUACCUGCUACUGUAUAGGUGUAUGAAUUUAUAAAGCCCUUAGAUACAGACUGAUUUGUUUAAUGAAAUGAUGUACGCCUUGUUUGCACCAAAUUUGGUAACUGAAGAUUUUUUUUUCCUUGCUUUGAUAAUUGUGAAUAAAAAUACCAGAACUUUGAGCAGACCUUAAAGUAGUGGAAUUCCCCAGUAUGAUAAUAAAGUUAUCAGAAUUCAUAUUGUUCUGACUUUGAAAAAUUUAAUCCUGAAGAGUUGGCAUACCUGAAAUUUCAGUAUUUGCUUUUUACUGCUGUAUUUGCCAUGUGUUUUGAAUUAUUCAUCCGUCUUGUUUUCUUUGUAUGCAGAAUUAUAAUGUACAAGAGCUUUUUAAUUUUUUGUGUAAAGUUGUGUGUUGCCAACUUUAUUGUUUGGAAGAGGUUGUCAUCUUGUGAAACAUGUAGUGUUUUUUGACUUCCACUUUUUUAUAACAUGUUUAAAAUAUAUUGUAAAUGGAGAUGUAGUAAAUGUUUUUUGUGACCUAAACUAGAUUUUAACCCUCCUUCAGUAUUUUUUGUGUUCAUCAAGAUAUGGCUGAUUUGCAGUGUAAUUAAAGGGAAUUGUUAUUAUUAGGUGAAUGAGAACAGGUCAUGAGUGAGUGAGUGAGAGAGAUAGAGGGAGAGAAAAAACAAGUGCUGUCACAUAGGCGUCAUGAGACACAGUGAGAGAAAAGGAAUAAUCUUGCAACAAACUCUUUUAGCUGUAAUCUUAAAACUUUGCAUACUCUGUAGUGUAUUAGAAUAUAAAUAAGCAAACAAACAACUAUUAACACUAUAAAAAAGACGCUAUUGCCAUGCGCGUUUCGACCUCAAGGGGUCAUCAUCAGUGGCAUCAGGGAAAUCACUGUUCUGGAGUUCACAGGUACGGACGACGCAACUACAGCUCACCGCAGACCAGCUAGGGCCACCGGACCACCAGAUAAAUAGCUAAGUGCAGAGUCUAUUCCUGUGAAUAACAACAUCUGGUGUAGUGUCGCUUAAAAUACUUUUCGUCAAAUGUCCUAUUCAUUAUUUAUUUUCUAAAUCAAGUUUGAGCCAUUUAAUUAAAUUAAUUGAUUUCCCUGAUGAUGACCUCUUGAGGUUGAAACACGUGUGGCAGUAGUGUCUUUUUUAUAGUGUUAAUAGUUGUUUGUUUGCUUAUCUAUAUUCUUUUAGCUGUAAUGGGGAACGGUGGAGGUACAGUGCUCCAAAAUAUUUUCCUCAGGACUGGACAGAAUCCAAGUUAGUGGCAGUGAAUUUAAAAAGUUGUUUGUGAAGAUUGUAAGUCCAGUUAUCGAAAAAUGCCACUCUAAUUCUUGUUAUCUUUUAGCAUGAUGGUAAUAUAAAUUCAUCAGUUAUAAGUGAUUUCAGGCACAAAAAAUGAGUCACUAGCUCUUUUACUGCUAGCAGGUAUGCGGGCAGUUCGAUGUGCGAUGUGGCUUACAGAGACUCGUGUUACAGUUGGUACAGGACACGCUACUGGACGAGGGAUUGCGAGUGGUAAAGGAGUUGGUGGCAAAUCAAAACAAGGAUUCCAGCACUGG